Anopheles stephensi (Asian malaria mosquito) is the source of this 3675-nucleotide messenger RNA. RefSeq names its product rab11 family-interacting protein 4B (gene nuf). Gene Ontology annotation, biological process: regulation of cytokinesis; endocytic recycling. The record is from RefSeq and is a predicted model, not a curated record. NCBI's taxonomy places the organism in Eukaryota, Metazoa, Arthropoda, Insecta, Diptera, Culicidae. The coding region runs from base 902 to 2314 and encodes 470 amino acids. The transcript is spliced from 13 exons. Gene Ontology annotation, cellular component: recycling endosome membrane; endocytic vesicle; cleavage furrow.
UUGUACACGGAUUAGCGAAGCUCUUGGUUGUGCAUUUUCUAUUUACUUUCAGCGAGCGUCGCGCGUUUUUCGGUGUUGCUGCUGCACAUUCCACGAGUGCAAAGUGUUGGACGUAUAAGGUGCAAAGGCGAGAGGAUCGCGUCCCGCGUUAAGACGUAGCAAGCAUUGCUAAAAAUGUUGUUUGUCGUGUAACCUGUCCUUUUGAAGCAAGUUGGUUUGUGUAUUCGUUCGUCUGUGAAUCGGUUUGUGUAGUGGCGCAAGGUGUGUCGUUUUAGAGCCCGUCCGUGGCAAAAGUGUAAAGUGUGUGUAUAAGUGUGUCCCGUAAGCACAAGUAAUGUGUUUAAUAAUUUAAAUGUGAUUUAUAAAGUCGUUCUGCUAGAAGUCCCGUGCAGUUGCGUCAGUUCAGCGGAAAAGCGGAGAAUAGAGAAAGUGAGCGACAUACAGCAGCAAUUCCCGUUGCAGCAAAGUGGGAUCGUGUUGUUGCGCUUUGGAUAAAUCUUGACGGGAUAUCCGUUUCGCAGCAGUGGCAACAAUUUAAAGCCCAUCGUAAGCCGUCGAAAGGCAAAAGUCAUCACCGAGCAAGAAACAGCAUUCGCAAACACAAACACAAAGCCUCGUCCGCGUCGUAGAAUAAUAGGUGGACGUGGGUUGAGUGCAGUAAAAGCAGGCCAGCAACAAAGCCUCACCACGAUCAUCCAUCCGCACACAUCCCAGCAGCAGCAGAAGAGGGUGAACCCAAGCGCUCACCUUUGAAAUUCCUGCUCAUCGCGUGUUCAUCACCGUCCCAUCACCUGAACGGCAGAACCCUCCUGCACACAACCUGCUUCGCCUGGAAUUUGUCUGUAGCCCGUACCUUCGACGCAUAUCUUCGGUUGUCUUCAUUCAAGAUUACUAGCUCGGGAUGAUGGCUCCUUCUCCUUCAAAAAGCUCCAAAACACAACAUCCAUCGUUCCUAAUCACGACAAGCUCGGUAGACACGAGUCCAGUUCCUUCGAGUCCGCCAAGUACAGAUGCGCCAAAAUCUCAAUGUUCCUCACUAUCCGAUGGAGAAUCGUUCGAAUGCUACGGGGACAACGACAUAUCAAUCUCAGAAGCUGGUGGUGUUGACCUGGAAUUGGCGCCACAUUUAAACUCUACAACUGUUGGUGAAAGCAAUGGAAAUCCGGGCAAUCCUACGAAUUCCGGAAUCACCAGACAUUCGUGGAGUCGGACCAGUUUGCGCGGUGCUCCUAAAAGUCACAACGACAACUUACCGAACAGACGCUGGGGAUCUAUGAGACACAGUUCUGGCAAACGGCAGCUGGGAUCCAAUGCCUUAGCAAAUCAUCUUUAUAGAUCGUCGAGCUUUAACUCGUCCGGCAGAAGCUCCAACUGUGAUACGGCCGAAGACAUGUACAGCGAUGUCAGUUUGGAAGAUGUACAAGAUAUAAACCAUAAGCUUGAAAUACUACAACGGCAAGUCACCAAUCUGGCAGACACCCAGAGCAAUGUGGACGAUCGGACGAGUAGAACCAAAACGGAAUACGCCGUUCUUCAGGCUCGUUACCACAUGCUGGAAGAACAGUUGAGAGAGACUGAGCUACGAGCGGAAGAACGAUUGGCCGAAGAACAAAAGCGUCACCGGGAGCUGUUGGCCCGUGUCGAGCGGGAGGCAAAGCUGCAGAAUGAAAACUGCCAGAUCCGGAUACGCACGAUGGAGAUGGAGGUGACCGGCCUGCGCGAGGAGAUUCAGCGAUUGCGUUUGCAAAGCGACAAACAAGCGGCCGAUCUGCAUGCGACCGAGGAGAAGCUGGAGAAGGCCCGCGACUCGCUGAUGAUCUCGCAGCAGGAUCUCGUGGAGGCAAGAUCGGAAGAGAAAAAGCAUAGAGCAGAUAAGCAGGCUGCCGAGGAAUUGAUGGUAGAACUGGGCAAAGAGUGCGAACGGCUGCGGUCCGAGCGUGGCCCCGCGCUACCCACGACAUCGCCCGAAUCGCUCCGACUGGAGGAGCUGCAUCAGGAAAUGGACGAGCUGCGUCAGAAGAAUAAGUCCCUCGAAGAGGCGAACGAAGAACUGCAAGCAAUGAUGCUUACCCGCAGCAUCGAGGAAGGUCGCAAUCUCCUGAACGGCACCUCAAACAGUUUGGCACAAGAGCUGGAAGCCAUGAGCCAGAAUCAGGAUACCGUUGAUUCGACCACUUUAGCGUCAUUAACACAGCUACAGGUGGCAUUCCAGGAAAAGGAAGACGAAAACCGACGACUGAAGCAUUACAUCGACACGAUGCUGUUAAACGUGGUGGAAAACUAUCCGCAGCUGCUGGAAGUGAAGGCUGCCUAAGCUGUCUGGCUGACUGUGCAGGGAUACUAUUGUUGUUGCAAUUGGGGUUGCAUCCUUAUUGUAAAUGACAUUAGCCUUUUUACAAUCAAUGGAACACAUUAUACACUCUCUCUCACACACACACACAUGAUGGAGAAGAUUCAGAAGACAGAACAGGGUAGGUAGAACAUUCGACGAUGUGGCGUGUAGUAGUUGUAACGUGUAGAGAGGAGCAAACCAAGCAAUAUAAUGUUUUUUUUUAUGUAACUGACUAAAUUAAGAAAUAACACAAAUGGUGGAACGCCGCUAGAUUGUUAGUUUAUACACCUUCCUAGGCAUUGCAAAACAAGCGACCAGGAAGGAAACGAAUUAAUUAUUAAUUUGAAUGUAAGGGAACUAUCGCUGUUUAUUUAUCAGAGAGAGAGAGAGAGAGAGAUAGAGAGAGAGAGGUAUAGAAAGUGGAUUGAACGAUGGCAAGAAUUACGUCCCUCCAUAAAUGGUUGCACCGUCGCGUCCCGAACGCCUAAAAAAAGCACAUCAUCAUUGCGCCUUGCAUUCAUCUGUGCAGCUUUUGCAUUAAGCACCCACUUACCCAGAAUCGUGAUAACUCAACAGUAGUAGCCUUCAAGUGUGGACUAUGUUUCGAAUCCUUUUUAUGUGAACGUUGUAAUCUAUUGUUAUGCGUAAAUUGUGCAAACGAGUGGCCAAGAAGGAUUGAAAGAUUUAAAACAAAAAAGGAAUGAAUGUUGCCUUGGCGUGUGCGGGGUAAAUCAUCAUCAUCAUGCGCAUGUUUUAAAUUACUAUUAUUCGGUUGGGUUUUUUGUUGUUCUGUUGAUGAUUCACGCUAGAAAGACUAGAAGAAAUGGAAUGAACGGUUUUGUGCUAAAACUUCUUUCACAGUAACAAUCCAACAAUUACGUGUACGUUGAUGGAAACAUACUGCAGAAAUCAGAAUUGUAUUAGGAAUGCAGUUAAAUUUAAAAAAAGUUAUAAAAGAAUCAUAUUUGGAGGUAAUAUUUACAAAGCAUAACUAGUGACGACUAUUUCGUGGGCAAGUUAUUGUUGUUGAGACGGGCAAAUGCUGCUCCUGCGUAGGUGAAGUGGAGGGUGAAGAAACAUUUUAUAAUCCUUGACUACUAAGCGGGAUGGAACGAUCCUAAGAGAGCACAUCAUAAGUGUAUCUAUAUAGAGCAAUUACUCAAUCGAUCGAGAGGGCCGUUGAAGAAGGUGAUACGGACGUUAGGAGACGAGAUCUACACGCACCUUCUUUUAACAGCGUGGAUGCCAAAAUAGCGUUCGACUAAAAAAAAAGAAACAAAACCCAACUGUAUUACUAUUUAGAAGCAGGAAUAAUAAAAGAAAACCCCUACUUACAACAUACA